AUGCUUGAUCCCACGAGUGCUACGAUAUCUAAAUCAGGCUUCAGGAACGUACAUUGUCAUAGCGCCGAGAUCGGAAAAAGUUUUCUGGAGAGCAGAUCUAAAAGCGCGAACGUUAGCCUUCAUAUACGGUAUCUGCAUCAUCAUCAAAUAGACUUGCCGACGAAUCAACCACUCUCAAAUCCGCUCACUAAGAUUGGAAGCUUGGAAAAUACGGGGUGGGCUAGGGCCCUAACUCACUGUAAAGAAGAAGAUGUCCAACUGUUUAUUAGCUCCUGGAAAAAGUCAUAA
Molecule: messenger RNA, 288 nt
Organism: Acanthoscelides obtectus
Lineage: Eukaryota; Metazoa; Arthropoda; Insecta; Coleoptera; Chrysomelidae
Source: the annotation of a GenBank genome assembly